CGGGGCUCUAAAUGUGCAUAAAACCAACAGAACAGGUGUGGCGUCAGCAGAAAUGCAAAAGCUGAACCCUUCCCUUCUAAUAUGACCUUGCCAUUCCCAAUGUAACUAAGCCUUAUUUGGCCCAGCGGAUGGUCAGAAUUGCUCGCAAUGUCGGGUCAAACACCUCCGCCAACGUCGCCGAGUCGCCCGACCGCCGCCGACCCUCCGGGGCCAGCGCCGGAGACGGUGGCACGGCGCGCUGACGGUCUGAUGGUCGAUGGCGAUGCAGCUGAACCCGCAAACGGUCAACGUAACGAAUUGCUCGCAAUGUCGGGUCAAACACCUCCGCCAACGUCGCCGAGUCGCCCGACCGCCGCCGACCCUCCGGGGCCAGCGCCGGAGACGGUGGCACGGCGCGCUGACGGUCUGAUGGUCGAUGGCGAUGCAGCUGAACCCGCAAACGGUCAACGUAACGGUCAGUCCGUAGAUCCGACGGUGAACGCCGCGGCCGCGAGACGGGCGCGUGAUCGCGAGCGUCGUCGCCUCGCCCGAGAGCGAGAAACUGAGGCUGAGCGACUUCUUCGCCUGCAACGUAAACGUGAAGGCCAGGCUCUGGCGCGCGCUAGACAAAGAGAUCAGACAGGUGGCGCGGGCCCUUCCCAUCAGGCGGUAGUCGAUGCAGUGCCGGUUCCCGGUCCAUCGGGGGCCCAGCCGCCGGUCAUCCUUGCCGCGGAUAUCGCUGCCGCGCGACGCGAGCGUGACCGGGAGCGUCAUCGACUUAGGAGGGAGCGUGAAUCGGAGGCUGAGCUCGCCGAGCGUCAGCGACGCAAUCGUGAGAGAAUGGCUACGGCUCGCACUAAGGUCAGGACAGGGAGAGACGGCGCAGGUCUUGAGCCACCUGUUGCUGCUGGUGUGGCGGAUCAGCCGAUCGCACCACCGACUGCGUUUGAACCGCCGGUGGUGGGCGGUGUCGCGGACGUCGCGCCCGGCGCGGAGGCAGUGGGCGGCGCUGUAGGAGAGGUGGCAACGCACUCGCCCGAUGGUGCUGUAGAUGCUGUCGAGGCGACAGUAGCCGAUGCGCCAGACGACGCAGCGGCGCGCCGGCCCGCGGCCGAUGCGCCCGACGCGGAGGCAGUGGGCGGCGCUGUAGGAGAGGAGGCGCCCCACACGCCCGAUGGUGCUGUAGACGCUGUCGAGGUGGCAGCGGUCGAUGCGCUAGACGGCGCAGCGGCGCGCCGGCCCGCGGCCGAUGCGCCCGACGCGGAGGCAGUGGGCGGCGCUGUAGGAGAGGAGGCGCCCCACACGCCCGAUGAUGCUGUAGACGCUGUGGAGGUGGCAGCGGUCGAUGCGCUAGACGGCGCAGCGGCGCGCCGGCCCGCGGCCGAUGCGCCCGACGCGGAGGCAGUGGGCGGCGCUGUAGGAGAGGAGGCGCCCCACACGCCCGAUGAUGCUGUAGACGCUGUGGAGGCGGCAGCGGUCGAUGCGCCAGACGGCGCAGCGGCCCGCCAGCCCGCGGCCGAUGCGCACGACGCGGAGGCAGUGGGGGGCGCUGAUGGACAGGCUCCGGUGGACGCGCCCGCCCGUCGUCGAGGCGACCAGCACCUGCUGGCUCGCAAUUAUGUCCCCGCCGAGUUCGAGCCGCCGGCUGGCAUGCAGCUGGGCCGAAUGGACACCGUCUGUGCCCAUUGUGGAGCGCUGCGCUGGCGUGCCGAGCCCGCAGGCGCCUGUUGCCAUCAGGGCAAGGUGCAGCUUGACUUCCAUCCCCCGCCGCCGGACGAGAUGGUGGAGCUGAUGACCCCCGGCACGGCGUUCUAUGACGAGUUUCGGGGCAAAAUUCGCGCUUACAACACGGCCUUCCAGCUGGCCAGUAUGGGGUGCAACGUCGUCCGACACGACGGGGCGUAUCACGCGGCUUUCACCGUUCAGGGUAGCGUGUGUCAUCGUAUGGGAUCUCUACUGCCCGCUCGCGGCGGCGAGGAGCAGUUCAUGCAGGUGUAUUUCCUCGACGCAGACGAGGCCACCGCGCGACGUGCCACCAUGUGUGGCGGCCUCGACAGAGCCGUUCUCGACAUCCUUUUGGGCAUGCUGCACGAGCACAACAACUACGUGCGUGCGCUCCAGCCGGCUCUGCUGAUGGCGCGCGGUGUGCCGAACUGCCGGAUCGUGUUGUCGGCCGAACACCGGCCGCUGUCGGAGCACGAGCGCCGGUUCAAUCUACCGAUCGGUCGCGAAGUGGCGGUCCUGAUGCCCAAUGAGAUGGGGGGCCGGCGCGACAUCGUCGUUCGCGAGCGCGGCGGACAACUGUUCCGCAUCGACGAACUGAGCCGCCAGUACGACCCGCUGCUCUAUGUGCUGCUGCACCCGCGCGGCACGGACGGGUGGUCGCUCGAGCUGAAGGCCGAGCGCGGCGUCACAAUCCGUCAGUAUGGUGCGUUCCACAUGCGCUUCCGACCGGGUCAUUUCAAUCUCAUUCCGCGAGGGGGCCGGCUGUUUCAACAGUACCUGGUGGACACUGAGGCAAAAGCUGAGUCGAGUCGUCUGUCGUAUGUGCGCGCGAACCAGGACGGCUUCAACGGCUUCCGCGCCGAGACCAUCCGCGGCGUGCGAGACGCGCUGGCUGACGGCGAGGAGCACGGCCGAGCCGUCGGACGGCGCGUGGUGCUGCCGGCAUCCGUAACGAGUAGUCCGCGCUUCAUGAUGGCCAAACUACAAGACGCUCUCUGCUACGUUCGAGACUUUGGCGCCGCCGACUUUUUCAUCACCGUGACGUGCAACCCGGCCUGGCCAGAGAUUGAGCAAACUCUGCGCACCCUCUACCCGGGAGAGAGGCCGGGCGACUACGAUCGGCCGUGCGACCACCCUGACGUUGCGCUGCUGAAGCAGCUGCGGGGCGGCAUCCUGGGUCGACAGCGGGCCAUUCUGCACACGAUUGAGUGGCAGAAGCGUGGCCUGCCGCACGCUCACCUUCUGCUGUGGGUCGUGCCCGCCGACAAACCUCGCGCCGAAGACGUGGACACGUGCGUGUGCGCUGAGCUGCCAGAUCCCGAGACCGAUCCGGAACUGCACGCGAUCGUCUGCACCAAGAUGGUGCAUGGUCCGUGCGGCGCGCUGAACCCGCAGGCGGUCUGCAUGAAGGACGGCCGCUGUAGCGUCGGCUAUCCGCGCCCGUAUCUGGAGGCCACAGAGCUGCCAGAGCGCAGCUAUCCCAAGUACAGGCGGCGCGCGCCGGAGGACGGCGGUCAACGUGCGCGGACGCCCGGACGGCGCGGUGUGGAAAUCGACAACCGCUGGAUCGUUCCCUACAAUCCGCACAUCCUUCGCGCGCUGGACUCACACGUCAACGUCGAGCUGAUCACGCACGCGAUGGGAGCGAUCCGCUACUGCAUCAAGUACGUCACCAAGGGCUCGGAUAGGAUCAUGUUCGCCGUGCAGCCCGACGGCGUGGUUGACGAGGUGACCCAGUAUCAGAACAGCCGGUACCUGGAUCCAUGGAGGCAGCGUGGCGGCUGCUCGACCGACCAGUCCACGUCCAUCAUCCGCCGGUCCAGCGGCUGCAGCUGCAUCUCGCCUCACCCCGAGGUGCCGGGCGUGGUUGCCUCUGAGACUCUGUCGCGCGUGUACACCACGACGCCGCGCGCGGGCGAAGUUUUCUUUCUUCGCCUGCUCCUUCACAGCGUCCGAGGUCCGCGCUCUUACGAGCACCUCCGCACGGUCGAUGGCCGCGUGUGUGCCACCAUGCGCGAGGCGUGCUCCGCACUGGGGCUGCUCGAGGACGGAGCGCACUGGGCGCGCGCACUGGAGGAGGCGAGUGUGACGCGCUUUGCAGGUGGUUUGCGUUUCCUCUUCGCUCUGAUUCUGAUCGAGGGAGAGGCUACGUGCGAUCCCAUGGCGCUGUGGAUGAGGUUCGCGGACGCCCUGUCCGAGGACAUCGCUCGCCGUCAGCGCACCGCUCGCGCGGCUGGCAGACGUGGUCUCACCGAGGACGAAGUGCGCCAGCAGGCGCUGCGGAAGAUCGCUGGCAUUCUCCGCCGGCUGCGCGGCAGAUCUCUGGCGGAGUACGGACUGCCGGUGCCGCCGGUGCCGGACGCCGCCGCCGCCGCCGAUGGCGACGACGACGAGCCGCCCGGCGGUCCCGAGUACGACCCGGCCGCUCUGGCCGAUCGCGUUGAGCGCGACGAGCCGCGUCUGACGGAUGACCAGCGCGCCGUCUAUGACGAGGUGCUGCGACGGCUGGACAAUGACGAGUCGGGUGUCAUCUUCCUGCAAGCUCCAGGCGGCUGCGGGAAGACGUUCUUGGAGAACCUGCUGCUGGCCAAGGUGCGCAGCCGGGGACACGUGGCAGUUGCAGUGGCCACAUCCGGCAUCGCAGCCAGCCUGUUGGAGGGCGGCACGACUGCCCAUCAUCGGUUCAAGAUCCCUCUGCAGCUGCAUCCUGACAACGAGAACGUCUGCGGCAUUGAUCGCCGCUCUCCCGAGGCCGACUACCUUCGCCGCUGUCGCCUCAUUGUAUGGGACGAAGCGGCCAUGACGAACCGGCGCGCCACUGAGGCGGUCGACCGGGCUCUCCAAGACGUCCGCGACAGGCAAGAGCUGUUUGGCGGCGUUCUGACGCUGCUCUCUGGCGACUGGAGACAGAUCCUGCCAGUGGUGAAGCGCGGCGGGCGCGCAGAGGUUGUUGACGCCUGCCUCAAGUCAUCGCCCAUGUGGCCUCGGAUCGACACCAUGGAGCUCGCGACCAACAUGCGGGCGUUGAACGGCGACGAUCAGGCCGGUGAGUUCGCCAACUUCCUGCUGCGCGUCGGCGACGGCCGGCUGCCCGUCGUGGCACAGCCGGACUCGGUGCAGGUGCCCGAGUUGGUGGUCAGUCCGGCGCGCAGUCUCGCCGCCUUGGUCGAUCGCAUUUUCCCUGACAUGGCCGGGCGACACCGUGAUGAAGAGUGGCUGCAUGAGCGCGCCAUCCUCUCGCCGCUAAAUGCGACCGUUGACAGGGCGAAUGAGGCCGCGCUGGCCCUUCUGCCCGGCGAAACAGUCACGUACGCUAGCGUCGACACCAUCAGUGACGACGACAACGAGGAUCACGGGCCUCCGGUGCCCACCGAGGUGCUCAACGCGAUCGACGUGUCGGGCAUGCCGUCGCAUCGACUUCAGGUCAAGGUCGGCGCCCCGGUCGUGUUGAUGCGCAACCUCGACGCUCCGCGCGUCGUGAACGGCACGCUGUGCACGGUGCUGCGCGCCGCGCCCAACGUGCUCGAGCUGCGAAUCGCCAGUGGAGUCGCGCGUGGCGAGACGCUGUUUUUGCCGCGCCUCCCUCUGGUG
This is a messenger RNA of Amphibalanus amphitrite, 5295 nucleotides long. RefSeq lists its product as uncharacterized. Gene Ontology annotation, biological process: telomere maintenance; DNA repair. The annotation marks the transcript as partial. The transcript is spliced from 5 exons. Gene Ontology annotation, molecular function: DNA helicase activity. The record is from RefSeq and is a predicted model, not a curated record. Lineage: Eukaryota; Metazoa; Arthropoda; Thecostraca; Balanomorpha; Balanidae.